Rubroshorea leprosula is the source of this 1013-nucleotide messenger RNA. The record is from the annotation of a GenBank genome assembly. NCBI's taxonomy places the organism in Eukaryota, Viridiplantae, Streptophyta, Magnoliopsida, Malvales, Dipterocarpaceae.
GAUAUGCAUACGUGAAAUUUGAUUUUAGUCUUCUAAGAAAUUUUGUUCAUAUAUUUCUAUGUACUCUCUGCAGAAAACUUGCUCUUGACAGCAGAUCAGAAAACAGUUAAACUGGCAGAUUUUGGCUUAGCACGGGAAGAAUCAUUAACAGAAAUGAUGACUGCUGAAACAGGGACAUAUCGUUGGAUGGCUCCAUAGUUGUACAGUACUGUCACAUUAAGGCAGGGUGAGAAGAAGCAUUAUAACCAUAAGGUGGAUGCUUAUAGCUUUGCAAUUGUGCUGUGGGAGCUCCUCCACAACAAAUUGCCUUUUGAAGGCAUGUCAAAUCUUCAGGCAGCAUAUACAGCUGCUUUCAAGAAUGUGAGGCCUAGUGCUGAAAACCUUCCAGAAGAGUUGUCUAUAGUUUUAACUUCAUGUUGGAAAGAGGAUCCAAAUGCUUGCCCUAAUUUUAGUCAAAUUAUCGAAGUGCUACUAAACUAUCCGUCGACCAUUUGUCCUCCUGAACCCAUGAUUCCUCCUCGAAUUUUCCAUUCUGAAAACACCAUCUUGCCACCAGAAUCUCCAGGUGCAAGCUCUUUGAUGGCUGUCCGUGAUGACUAUGGGGAAACCCCCAAAGCAGGGUCUGAAAACAAGCCACGAAGUUUCUUUUUCUGCUUUGAGUGCUGUUAAUUCUUUUGGUGAGAAAAGGAAAGACGAAAACAAGAAGUCAGUAGACAAAAGGAAUUUGUACUGAAAGUAUAUUUUGAUGAUGUUAGCCAAUUUUAAAUGAAUAAAUAAAUUACAUUAUGAUUGAUGAAACCAUGCCGUGCUAUAAUUUGAAGCUACUGUAAGUGGGAUCAGAGUUCUAGGUGAUCAUAAUUAUACAUUUAUCAGAAGAUAGAUCUUUGGACACAAAAGGUACCGAUGAUUUCUUAAUCCCUUUUUUUUUUCAUUUGAUCCCUUACUCUCAGUGCAGCUUCACAUCUAUCAACUGAUGCAUCAAAGUUAGACAGAAGUAAACACACUAUGUGACU